UGGAAAAAAAAGUCUCGGAUACUCUCUGUGUUCUCUGACAGCACUGUUUAAAGAUAUGAACGAAUGGACUACUGGCUAACAGUAUGUUUCUGUGUGUUGUGUGUGUGUGUGUGGCGGCAGCUCCUGUGGUGAACGUGAGUGAUUACAGUCAAGCUGCAGGUGCUGGAGAAAACGGCCCGGCUCUGGAGCUCAACUCCGACUCUAAGUCUCUCUUCAUGUUCCCAUUCUCCCCGUCCUCCUCCACCCUCUCCUCCCUCCCGCCGACCCUCGACACCAUCUCUGAGCUGGAUGUGUUGUCUGACAUCUCCGAGGACGAGCCCGACCUCCACCUCGAGCCUGACUCUGAGCCUCUGAGCUGGCAGGCCCAAGACUCCAGCAGCUGCUCAGCUGGCAGUGGCGAGGGUUUGUCCGCUCCGUCGUUUUCGCCCGCGGAGUGUGUCCCAGGGUCUGAAGAGCCGCAGGCCCCCUCAGCGCCCCGCUCCGCCCUGCCCCGGCUGGGUCUGGCCAUGCUCAGCUUCUGUAAGGGUCUGCGUCUGCCCUCACUGCUGGAUGAGGACGGUUGCAUCAGUCUGCCCCUCUCCUCCCCUUCCCUCCUGCCCUCUUUCCUGCUCAUCUUCGCCGUCUUCCUCUCCGCCUGCCAGUCGGUGGCGCUGUCUCUGCUGCUGGCGCUGCCUCUGGCCCUGUCCCUGUGCUACCUGGAGCCGAAAGCACUCGCGCGCUUCAGGUCAGCAGAGGUCACGGCUGAGACGAGCUCUCCAGAGGAAAUGCAGUGUGACCCCGCCGCCUAAAAUGACCCCUGACCUCCCCGUUCCUGUCUCCAUGUCUGCCUGCCUCCUAAACGCUACUGUGUGUAUUUUGUUGCCGUUUGCCUUUCCCUUUAGCUCUUCCCUUCCAGUGCCAGAUUUUCAGUGUGAAAUGCAGAUUAGUCGCUGCGCUCUGAUUCUAGCUGUUUAAAUCAGCAACAUUCCAGUGGGACCCUAUUCAUAGUCCACAUCCUGACUGAAAAAAACCUCUUUCCCCGCACUUCAGCUGAAGCGUUUAUUAUAUCAGACCUGAACCCGAAUCACUCGACCAGCUUUAAUCUUACACUAAACAGCAGAUUUAUACGCAUUUUGGAUAGAUUUCCCUCUUGAGCUUAUUAUAGUCCUUCAAGUAUUUUAUAAGAGUCUCAAACAGAAAA
Messenger RNA from Sinocyclocheilus rhinocerous, 1180 nucleotides. RefSeq lists its product as uncharacterized. Lineage: Eukaryota; Metazoa; Chordata; Actinopteri; Cypriniformes; Cyprinidae. The record is from RefSeq and is a predicted model, not a curated record. The transcript has 2 exons. The coding region runs from base 84 to 788 and encodes 234 amino acids.